Molecule: messenger RNA, 4621 nt
Organism: Neodiprion virginianus
Lineage: Eukaryota; Metazoa; Arthropoda; Insecta; Hymenoptera; Diprionidae
Product: zinc finger protein 62 homolog
Exons: 4
Coding region: 145-4284 (1379 amino acids)
Biological process (GO): regulation of transcription by RNA polymerase II
Cellular component (GO): nucleus
Molecular function (GO): DNA-binding transcription factor activity; zinc ion binding; RNA polymerase II cis-regulatory region sequence-specific DNA binding
Source: RefSeq, a predicted model, not a curated record
CGGAACGGGAACGUUCGAUUGUUCGAAUGUCGACUCCUAAACAAAACGGUCGGGUCGUAACCUAGAGCGCGUUACAAUGUGUCUUUUUAUCUGAAAAUCAUAUUGGAUACGAAGAUCGCUGGUGAGAAUUAACGAUCGAAAACGAUGGACGAUGCGGCCUCAACACCGAACGUCGAAAACGUCUGCAGGCUCUGUUUGUCCGCUGACGAACCUAGGUCGUCGAUUUUCGAGGGGGAUGAUUCGUCGGUGCCGCUAUCUUUCAAGAUACAAGCCUGCCUAGCUAUUGAGGUCUCAUCGUCCGACAAAUUGUCAACUCUGAUAUGUCGGUUGUGCAUCAAAAACGUGAAUCAAUGGCACAGUUACAGAGAAUCGUGUCUCAAGGCCCAAGACAAAUUGCAUCAGUGGCAAAUGCAGCAGAUAGGGGUCCAGACGGGUGUAACCAUAAAGCAGGAGCCAAUUGAUUUGGAAUUUGAUACUGAUCAUAAUGUCUCCAUAACAGAACUGCACGGAACACCUGAACACCAAGAAAUCCAAAAUGACGGCGUAAUGGCGCUAAAAAUAACGAAUGAGCAAACAAUUCGACUGGGGAAAGAUGCGGAGAAAUCAUUGAAAAGUGAAACCUUAUGGAGGCGAAGAACCCGAAGUUUUGCUCUGUCAACUUCUCCAUCAGGCCUGCUUCAGGAAUCUGAAAAGUACCAAACAAAUUCAAAACCAUAUUGUACGGUGGAGGUGAAGGAAGAACCACUAGCCGAGGACGAAUACGAUUCUACCUUGGAAAUCGAAUCUGUAACAGGCGGUGACAUUUUGCCUAACCCCGUAGCGAUGAAUUGUACAGAAAAAGACAGAGUGAUGGAGGCUGAUUCGACACAGAGAUCCACUUCUGUAACCUUCAGAACAAAGAGGAAAGCAAAGAGAGGACCACACACCCAUUUGAGAAACAAACAGAGGUUCACAAAGAAAUGCGUCUAUUGCCAAAUAAACCUGCACUCCAAAUAUUCAUACACCAAACACAUGGAAAGAUUUCAUUCUGCUGUCUCUGAUUCUGAACAAAGGGACAACAAAAUGGGGUUGAAAAAUGUUCUAAAGCAGAAACAAAUCUUUAAAAAAUCUCCAUCUGCGUCGUUUCAAGAUCAGAUUAGACUUAAUAGGAAUAAUCCUCAAGAUGAAACAGUUGAUAGUAUUCCAGAAGAGAGCAGCGCCACGGUGGGGAUAAACAGUUACCGCAGGGACGUAGACGAAGAGAUGAUCGAAGAUGUAGAGGACGAGAUAGACAACAUGGAUAAAAAUUCAGAUACACCGCUCUCUCAAGUACAACAGAAUAUAAUUGGUCAGUUAAAAACCUACUCUUGUUACUCCUGUAAACAGGUUUUCCCCGACCGACGCACAACACUGAAUCACUUGAGGCAGCAUCUGCCGGACCUUCGUCCAUUCACCUGCGUAGCUUGUCUCACGCAAUUUCCGGAUCGUUCGAUCUACAAAGAUCAUUGCUACACCUCGUUUGAAUGUGCAAUGAAAAUUGCAAUAGUCGAGCCCAAGUCCGGUUUAGAAAAACAUUUCACCUGCAAUAUGUGCUCCAAGUCUGUGGAGAAUAGAAAGGAAUUGUUACACCACUUGACCUCUCAACAUUCUGACGAACAACAGGCAAACGCUACACCGACUUCUUCCAAUAAAAUGCCUGCAAAGAUAAGCAACAGAGACGGUUCGUCCCCAUCUACCGGCUGGUCCUGGGCAGGUCUAGGCUUGCCUGCUCCCUAUCAAAAUGGAGACCCUGUAUAUAAUAACCCCUGCAAUUACUGCGGUAUGAUUUACAAACACAAGCGAAAUUUAUUGGAGCAUCGUGAACUGUGUGCUCGCCUUCCGGUCAAUGCUAGAACUUCUUACGCGUGUGUGCACUGCGGUAUGACUUUCCUUGUGUUCAAAAAGUUUUCAAGCCACCUUGCAACGUUGCACAAUACAACUGACAUUAUAUGUGCAAAGUGCCGAAAAUCUUUUGAUUCAGCUACCGAUUUCCUGACUCAUCACGAAAAUCAUAUAAGAAUGGACGAUCCACAAGGCAGCGGAGACAACAGAAGAUCUUCGACCAGCUUUGAAAGUCCAUUAAAAGAUUGGAACGAUUUCGAAGCUGAAGUACAUGCAAACGAAUCCAGAAUCAGUCGGCAAAAGUACAGCUGCGCGCUAUGCGGUCAAGAAUUUCCUACUAGAACGGAGCUUGGGGAGCACCGAAAUCUCCAUUUAAAAGUGAAGAUAUAUUCUUGCGUUAUUUGCCGUAGCAUGUUCAGUAGCGCUGGGGCGCUGGAAGUUCACAUGAAGGAUCAUGGAAUAGAAGAUCCCGCAGAACAAAGCGCGCACACUUCCUACAUAGAGUACGAAGGAACCGAAGACACGAAGGACUUUAACUUGACGGAGGGUUCGCGAGGCUCGGAAGCUGACGACGAAGAAACAACAUGCAAGAUUUGCCAAAAGAGGUUCUCAAGUUUAGCCAAUCUGAGGAGGCACACAGCGAAUGUACAUAGAAAUAGCAAAAGGCGACGAAAAUGCGUAGAAUGCAACAAGGUAUUUACCAAGAAAAAUUCUUACGAAUAUCAUGUGAGGAUGGAACACAAAGGGUUUUCUUCGCCCAUAAAAUGCUCCGUUUGUCCUCAAACAUUUAUUAGCAGGACUAAUUUGAAUUUACACUACGAGACGGUCCAUGCCCAUGUAGCAAAAGCGCCGUACGAAUGCGACAUAUGCGGUAGACAGUUCAAAGAAGAUCUAUCUUGUAAAAUUCAUCGGGGAUGGCACGCGCGUAGAUCACGUCGACUGACCGAAGACUUAGCUGCCGUCAACCGCAAUAGUACUUUGAUGUCGUCGCGAUCCCUCGAGAAUUUUGAUAAUCCGAUAGAAUUGACACAGAGGCCAGCAAGAGCGCGUAAAUCGUUUCCAAAUUCACCGCCGGCGAAGCCCGCUCCUCAAUUGCAGUGUCAGGUCUGCGACAACAAGUUCAGUGACGUAACAGAACUGAGAAAACACCUUUGGGACGUUCACUGUGCCCGUAAUAAGAGCGAGAAAGAUUACACAACUAGCGACCUACAGUGCGAACUGUGCACUCACAUCUUGCCAGAUAGACCCAGUCUGGAGAGGCACUUGGAAUGGCAUAUGGAAAACCCAAUAUUGAGUGACACGAAAAAUGGAUUGCAGAGAAAAAGGUACUUCUCGCCCACGGACCUGAGGACUCAUCCGUGCGAUGUCUGUGGCAAUUUUUACACGUCGCGAAAGAGCUUGCUGAGACAUAAAAAACUUCACAAAGUCAGCACUGCCGCUACUGUCAAGUUUCAAUCGCUUGCCAAGAAACCAUCGAUUACCCAAUUUCCUUGCAACGUCUGUCACAAGACAUUUGGCAGUUCGAUGAAACUCCGCAAGCACAAACUCCGUCACUUUGUAAACCCAGCCGAACGCAAGAAACGCUCUGUUCUCGAGAAGUCCGACUUUAAGUGCGAGCUGUGCUUGAAGUAUUAUAUCUCCGAGGUCGGACUGCGUUUUCAUGUGGAAAAGACUUGUCCGUUUAGGGAGCAAGAAACAUACAGUCCUCGCCUAAAACGUCGAAGAAUAGCGUCGACCGAAGAAAAUGCCCCUUCGGCUGAGGUCGAUCCGCCAAAACAUCUGUCCGUAAAGUCAAACGUCGGUCUUCCCGUCGCCUGGAGAACGAAGAAGAUGGUGAACUGCAGCAUUUGCCACAAGUCCUUCCUUGGGAAAAGCCUUUUUUACAAGCACAGGCAGAUCGCUCAUCCGAAGGAGAUAACAAGCCGGGCAGAAGUGCUCUCCGUAAAGAAACAAAGCCUCGCGGCUACCGCUGCGACGGACGUUACGAAAAAUUUUCGGUGCAAUAUAUGCGGCAAGACGUUCCCGGCCGCCCUCAAUCUUAAGCUCCACAGGUCCGCUGUUCACAAACAUGCUUCACUGAAGAAUACCUGCGCUAUCUGCAAUCUGAAAUUCAACUCGGGCGUCGGGUUGAAAAAUCACAUGCAAAAACACUCUACCGAUACCUUCAGCUGCAACAUUUGUACCCGAAUAUUCCGUUCCCGGCCAGCUGUAUUCAUUCACCUUAACCGACAGCAUCCCGAAGAGUAUGAUCUUAUGCAGGAUAACAAGUCCAAACUGUUCACCGAAAUACAGGGAAUCCCUGAACAACCUCUUGAACCGGACGUAACAGUUCCGUUCAAGUGUGGCUUGUGUAACAAGACAUUUGAAACGAAGAAAGGUCUUAAAGUUCACAGCGUGAAACUUCAUUCCGUGCGUCAUGAAUAAUUUCAACAUUGACAUAACGUAUCAUUACCUUAUUUUGCAGUAGUAUAAAUUUUGAAACAACACUCUGGGUUUGUGUCUGCUUCGCCUUGUUCCCAAAACGCGAUAUCGGCCUCCCACAAGUCUCUUGUGUCAAUCCGUGCUCAUCACCGACGUCUGCUUUUUCCCCCUUCAUUGUUCUACAGACAACGCAAAUCGCAACUCAAUUUACUGUCGAGUCGUGAAGUUUCUUUACAGUUUCAUAUAACGUAGAGAUGUUCGUCAUUUGAAAAUUGUCAUCACUGCCUGUCUAUUGGCAGUUGUUAUACCGCACAAAUGAGCGUUCAUUUACGGUAUAUAA